Oncorhynchus mykiss (rainbow trout) is the source of this 2469-nucleotide messenger RNA. The record is from RefSeq and is a predicted model, not a curated record. Lineage: Eukaryota; Metazoa; Chordata; Actinopteri; Salmoniformes; Salmonidae.
AUGGGCAAGCGAGUACACCCCUGCCAUCAACUUGGAUCGUCAGGGCUUUUCAUCCCAUGUGUCCCGGUGGGCCUACGAUGGGAGUGGGGGAGACAAGAUGACCAUGACUGUCACAGCCAGUACAACCGUCUUCUGAUUGUUGUUGACACAGGGACCUACACUGUGACCAACCCCUCGUCUCUGGGGCGCCUCCUCCUGGUUAAGCUGGAGAAAGAGCAGUACCUGUUCCUGCCAGAAAAUGAGUGGUUCUGCUCCAAGGUUGUCGUGACGACACCUGAGGAUGACGUAAUCCUCUUCCCUUGUUACAGAUGGUUGUCCAGGGGGGAAAUUGUGGAGCUGAGAGGAGGAAAAGCCAGGAAGGUUUUUGAGGAUGAGCUCCCUCUACUGGUGCACCAUCGUAAAAAGGAGCUGGAGCUUCACAAGAAACUGUUCCAGUGGAUUGUGUAUGCCGAGGGAGUCCCCCACAUCAAUAACGCCACUGAAGUCUCAGCCCUCCCUUCUGAAGUUAAAUUUUCUUUCUCCAAAAUGUCAGAGUUUAUCUACACCAAAGCUGCAGCUAUAGCUGAGCUCAAACUGAAAUGCCUGGUGAACUCCACCGAGCAGUGGAAAGACCUGGAGAUGAUGAAAACUGUUUUCUGGAAAAAUAGAACACCCAUUUCAGAGUAUGUCUCUGAGCACUGGAAGGAGGAUGACUUUUUCGGGUCCCAGUUUCUGAAUGGAACCAACCCCAAUGUGAUCCAACGCUGCACAACGCUUCCCCCCAACUUCCCUGUCACAGACGAGAUGGUACAGCCCUUCCUGGAGGACGGGAGUUCCCUGGCGACGGAGAUGCAGGAAGGAAACAUAUUCAUUUGCGACUACAAGAGGCUUGAGGGUGUGCCAACCCGGGUGGUCAAUGGUAAACCACUGCCCCUCACGGCUGCCCUCUGCCUGUUCUACAAGAACCCAGAGGACAAACUGCUGCCUAUCGCCAUCCAGCUGGAGCAGCAGCCCUCUAAGCAGAACCCUAUAUUUCUGCCUAGCGACUCGGAGCACGACUGGCUGCUAGCCAAGAUCUUUGUGAGGAACGCAGAUUUCUCCGAGUUCCAGAUCAGCUACCAUCUACUGGGCACUCAUUUACUGGCAGAGGCCUUCACUAUGGCAACCUUCCGGAGCCUUCCUAUCAUGCACCCUCUCCACAAGUUGCUGAUACCCCACUUCCGUUACACCCUGCAGAUCAACCUUCUUGCGCGAAAAAGACUGAUUAGUCCUGAUGGACCCUUAGCAAAUGGUGCUAUGGGACUGGAGGGGUUGAAGGAACUCUUGAAAAGGGCACAAUCAGAAAUCACCUACAGCUCCCUCUGUCUGCCGGAGAACAUUGUUGCACGAGGACUGGAGUCCAUCCCCAACUUCUACUACAGGGAGGAUGGCCUGAAGCUGUGGAACAUCAUCAACAGCUUCGUCAAGGGGAUGGUGGAGCACUUCUACUCCUCUGACAGUGAAGUGUCCAGGGACUCUGAGCUUCAGGACUGGAUCCACGAGAUCUUCAUCCAUGGGUUCCUUGGAAACGGAAAGUCAGGAAUCCCUAAGCGAUUUGACAAAGUGGAGGAAGUUGUCAAAUUCAUUACCAUGAUUAUCUUCACUGUGUCAGCUCAACAUUGCGCCCUCAAUAUGGGGCAGUUUGACUAUGGUGGUUGGGUACCCAACAACCCCCUGUUACUGCGCAAAGCUCCUCCCACCACGAAGGGGAGCUCAAGCAUGAACACCAUUUUGGAAGUACUGCCAAACAUCAGCACUACUGUCAAUAACAUGGCUUCCACAUGGCUGCUCAGCAAGAGAUACUCAGACACGAUUCCCCUUGGUACAUACCCAGACCAACACUUUGAUGAGGCUGUCCCCAUGCAGAUGAUUAAGCAGUUCCAAGCAGAGUUGUCCUACCUCAGUCGAUCAAUCAUUAAGAGGAAUGCCAUACUUACACUACCCUAUAACUACCUGAACCCUGCCGAGAUGGAGAAUAGUGUAUCAAUUUGAUUGAGCUUAUGCCAAUUCAAAUGAUUACAGUUUACUUACAGAUGCAGUCUGGGAUCUUAAGCUUAACAAAUGAAUAACAUAUUGUACUGUUGGGUUCUGAGAAAAUGAAAUAUACUUAUUCAUGUCACUGAGGGAGAGAGGGUAAUGUAUAACGUAAACAUUAUAUAAGGUAUCCUGUUGAAAUAUUGAGUGCAGGGAAGUGAUCACGUGGCAGGCAUUGAUAAGGGGAGAGAGCCAUGGAUUAGUGAUGAAGUGGGGUCUAGGUCAGGUCACUUUAAGGGAGAAAUACAAGUUUAGCACUUAGUGUCCGACCUAGCAAUAAAGAUGCAAUGGUUGUACAGAUGUGUAGGAGGAGACUCGGCCUAGGAGGAAGGGUUAAAUAUCAGUGCUUGUGUGAACAUGUUUUUGUCUAAUGCAGCUGUAUUGAUCUUCUGGGAAGAAUAAACUUGGUUAAGCUUU